AUGAGCGAGGAUGAAUCCUCCGACGAUGAAGUGAUUUCCAUCAAAAGCGAAGACGAGGAGUUUCAUGGCCCGAAGAUCGAAAGCCAGACUCCAAGCCCAACGAGAAGCCAGGCUCCGCGGCGUGCCAAGACUGAGCGGAAGGCGAGCUGGGUUGAGCUGAGCUCGACUGAGGAGGACGAUUCUGAAGACGAGGUCAUGGAUAAUACUGAUAAAGGAGACGAUGAUGGGAAAGAAAGUGGGCAGCAAGGCGAGGAUCAGGAGGUCAGGGAGGAGCAGUCUGGCCCUGAUGCCCAGCUGGUCUCCUACGAUACUGGCAUCAUGGUGAUCGAUUGA
This is a messenger RNA of Zasmidium cellare ATCC 36951, 333 nucleotides long. RefSeq lists its product as uncharacterized. The transcript has a single exon. The coding region runs from base 1 to 333 and encodes 110 amino acids. The record is from RefSeq and is a predicted model, not a curated record. NCBI's taxonomy places the organism in Eukaryota, Fungi, Ascomycota, Dothideomycetes, Mycosphaerellales, Mycosphaerellaceae.